Molecule: messenger RNA, 1071 nt
Organism: Onychostruthus taczanowskii (white-rumped snowfinch)
Lineage: Eukaryota; Metazoa; Chordata; Aves; Passeriformes; Passeridae
Product: rho guanine nucleotide exchange factor 2-like
Exons: 5
Coding region: 1-1071 (356 amino acids)
Biological process (GO): positive regulation of neuron differentiation; actin filament organization; cell morphogenesis
Cellular component (GO): cytoskeleton; ruffle membrane
Molecular function (GO): guanyl-nucleotide exchange factor activity; microtubule binding
Source: RefSeq, a predicted model, not a curated record
AUGCAGGGAAGCGGCGGCGGCGAGCGCGGAGCUCUCUCCCCGCGCUUCCCCGGCGACCCCCCCCCGGCGGCGGAGCGGCAGCCCCCUCCUCAUCCCGGGGCCAUGAGCCGAGUGCCGAGACCCCCGGGGGCGGCGGGGGGGCGGCCCCGGUGCCGCAGCCCCCCCGUCAGGCGCCCGGUGCCGCUGUCCGGGCAGGGCAAGGACAAGGAGAGGAUGAAGGAGGCCAAGGAGAAGGACGCGCGGUACACCAACGGGCACCUCUUCACCACCAUCUCCGUGUCGGGCAUGACCAUGUGCUUCGCCUGCAACAAGAGCAUCACGGCCAAGGAAGCGCUGGUGUGCCCCACACCGACCCCCCGCUGUCCCCAACCCCCAGAUGCCAUCCGGGAGCGCCCCAAUUCCGCCAUCUACCCCUCGGAGAGCUUCCGGCAGACGCUGCUGGGGCCCCGCCGUGGCCGCCCCUCCUUGUCCCUCUCCAAGAGCGUCUCCACCACCAACAUCUCGGGGACGUUCAACGACGACUCUCCCCUGGGAAUCCGGCGGAUCCUGUCCCAGUCCACGGAUUCCCUCAACAUGCGCAACCGCACGCUCUCGGUGGAGUCGCUGAUCGACGAAGGCCCCGACGUCAUCCUGAGCCAGCUGCUGAGCGACCUGGAGGCGGAUGGGAAGGAGUUCGAGGCGGAUUCCUGGAGCCUGGCGGUGGAUAACAGCUUCCUGCAGCAGCACCGCAUGGACGUCAUGAAACGGCAGGACGUCAUCUACGAGCUGAUGCAGACGGAGCUGCACCACGUGCGGACGCUGAAGAUCAUGGGCGCCCUGUUCCGCAGGGCGAUGCUGGAGGAGCUGCAGCUGGACCCCGGCACCGUGCAGCGCAUCUUCCCCUGCCUCGACGAGCUCAGCCACAUCCACGAGCGCUUCCUGGCCCAGCUGCUGGAGCGGCGCCGCGAGUCGCUGGCCCAGGACAGCAACAAGAACUUCGUCAUCGACCGCCUCGGGGACAUCCUCGUCACACAGGUGGGCAGCGCGGGAUCGGGGGGUGGGGGUGUUUGUGAGGGUCCCGGGGGUUUGUGA